UACUAAUACCUUCACAGUAGACAAGACUUCACUCAGCUCAAGCCAGAAAAAUGCUGAAAGUAACACUAAUUACGGUGUUACUUUGCCUUGCAAGAACUGCAUGGUCAGAAGAUACUUUUGAGUCUGAAGGAGGAAGCAUUCGUGGUCCUAGAAUAAUUGAACCUAAAACCUCAAGUGACUGCAAGCAGGAUAAGAACUGGCCUAUCUGUGCAGAUGAAGACUGGGGCCCCAAAUGUCCAUCUGGAUGCAGAAUUCAAGCUUUGGCUUCCCAAUCAGAUAAAGAUUUUGGCAAGAGACUUGAUGCUAUCAGACAGAAAUUAAAAGAUGGUGAAGUCAAUUACAAGAGCAUAGAUGUGAGAACCAAGGAAACAUAUGAGUUCAUAAAGGAUAACUUGGUCCAGGCACAACAGAGCGACGGUAAAUAUAGCCAAGUGUCUGAAGACUUACGAAAUAAAAUUGAAAUUUUAAAGAUGAAAGUUUCUAACCAACUUCAAAGGAUCAAAUUACUGCAGACAAGCAUCAGAGAUCAGGUUGUGGAAAUAAAACGGCUUGAGGUGGAUAUUGAUAUCAAACUUCGGGCCUGCAAGGGAUCUUGUGCAAAGGCUGUUGACUACAAAUUUGACAGUGACAGUUUUGAUAACAUCCAAAAGCAACUUUUGCAAGCUGAGUCCACUAACUUGAAACCCGAGACCAAUGCAUUGAGGGUUCUAAAAAUGAGGCCAAUUAAAGAUUCCACGGUUGAUCCACGUUACAAAGCACUAGCUCAACAGAAAGACCUUGAAACACAGCUGUCAAUAUUCCCUAACCUUAAUCAAUACUCAUUUGUAUUAGAAGGGAAACAGAAAGAGGUAACGGGCCAUACUUCACCUGUCAUCUAUACAUCUGGUGGCGGGAAAGAGGUUGUAAGUCAGGGGGUUGACAAAAAUGGGCAGUCAGGUAAAGAAGUAUCAGGGUCAGUCACUACUAGUUCUAGAGUUGUUUCAUGCUCUAAAACAGUCACAAAGAAAAUUAUUCAUGGACCCGAUGGACCUAAGGAAGAAGUAGUGGAAUCAGUAACUGGUGGGCCAGAGUGUGAAAGAUUAGCACAUCUUAAGGAGCAAGGAAAGGGCACAUUUGGACCUGAUGGCACCUACAAUAUACGAAUCACUGGAAGUGAAGGUUUAAAAGAUAUCAGUAAGUUGCCAAGCUUUGAAGAAUUUCUUAGCAGCGGAGUUGGUGGCAAAACUCAAACUAGCCACACCAGUAGUAGUGUAAGUUCUGGUUCAACUUCUAAAACAAGUCACUCAAUACUAACUCCUGAUGCCUUUAAAGAUUUGGGAGAGGAAGAAUUUGAUGAGUUUAGCCAUGCAGACCUUGGCACCCCAAGCUUUACAUCAAAGAAAACACAAACACAGUACGGCACUAAUGGAGGCUCAUCCUCAUUCAGCAAGACGGUGAUCUCCAGCAGUGGAACCAGUAAAGGUGGUUCUGAGUGGGAUACAAAACGCUUGAAGAGCGCUCCAGUGUUUGACGACCUUGGGCCUAUUGAUCAUGAAAACAGCGAAGAAGACAUGCCUAAUUUAAAUGCUCGCAGUGUGAAAAAAGAAGUGAAAUUGGUUGCUGAUUAUACUGGUACAGACUGUGAUGAUAUCCGCCAAAAACACAGUUCUGGUGGCAAAAGUGGCAUUUUCAAUAUCAGGCCACAAGGAUCCAAUAAGGUGCUUUCUGUCUAUUGCGACCAAGACACACAAUUGGGAGGAUGGCUUUUGAUUCAACAGAGGGAAGAUGGAUCUGUGAAUUUUAACAAGACCUGGAAAGACUACAAGUAUGGAUUUGGCAGUAUGGAUAGCAAUGGAAAUGGAGAACUCUAUUUGGGCAAUGAGUACAUCCAUUUACUGACCCAAAAGGACUCAAUUCUCAGAAUUGAAUUAGAAGACUGGUCUGGAGAGAAGGUUUAUGCUGAAUAUAAUUUUAAACUAGGACCUGAGUCAGAGGGUUAUGUUCUUAAAGUGUCUGAGUAUGGUGGCAAUGCGGGGGAUGCUUUGAUAGAAGGUUCCAAGGAUGAUGGGGAAUACACUUCUCAUGUUAACAUGAAGUUUAGUACUUAUGAUAGGGACAGUGAUAAGUGGGAAGAGAACUGUGCAGAGAUGUAUGGUGGAGGCUGGUGGUAUAACAACUGCCAAGCUGCGAACCUUAAUGGAAUUUACUAUUCAGGAGGUCAGUAUGAUCCCAGGAACAGUGUUCCAUAUGAGAUAGAAAAUGGAAUUGUGUGGGUACCUUUCAAGGCAGCAGAUUACUCUCUUAAAAUUGUCAAGAUGAAAAUUCGGCCAGUAGAAACCACAGAAUAAGAUAUAUUUGAUAGCCCUGCACUCCCUUUGAAAGUGUUGUAUUAUGUGUUUUUUUUAUUUCUGGCUUAAUGUAUGAUAUUAACUGUACCUGAAAAAAAGAAAACUAAA
Messenger RNA from Spea bombifrons (plains spadefoot toad), 2435 nucleotides. RefSeq names its product fibrinogen alpha chain (gene FGA). Gene Ontology annotation, molecular function: signaling receptor binding. The record is from RefSeq and is a predicted model, not a curated record. Gene Ontology annotation, cellular component: fibrinogen complex. Bases 51 to 2327 code for a protein of 758 amino acids. The transcript is spliced from 6 exons. Gene Ontology annotation, biological process: protein polymerization; blood coagulation; platelet activation. Lineage: Eukaryota; Metazoa; Chordata; Amphibia; Anura; Pelobatidae.